GGAGAUGCUAAUAAUAUAUUCAAAUCUUCAAGCAUUGGACUCCAUAUUUCACCCAGAAACCCUCAUUUAAUAUAUCACUCCAGUACAGUCACUCUUCUCGACCUGCCAAACCUGCCAAAAUCUGCCACCCGGUCCCCCGCGUCAUCGUCCUAAAAAACCAGCCACCAGUCCUUCUUCGCUCGUCGCUCGUCCAUUUUCAACUCCGCUUUCCACGUGCCGGCCACUUUUGACCUCUGGAUUCUCUCUCUGAUCAUUCACCUGCCCCCUUCUAUUAUUUUUUUUCCUUUCUUCAUUCCAGACCUCCUCCUCCUCCUCCCUCCCAAAUUUUGACGACCCUCCCCCAGACUUUUGGGACCGCCACAACCACGUUAUUAUAAUCCUCCGCCGAAUCAGAGAAUUACUGCCGGUCUCGGUCUGCCCGCCCCGACCGUGGCCUCUACGGGUCGCUGUCAAUUCACCCCCCAAUUGGCCUUGGAAAAUUCUCCUGAUUCUCCCCCCUCUCCUCGGCCCAAUUCCAAUCUUAAUCUUGUCCUGUCACCCCCCAACUCCGACAGCGACCAACCCGACCUGCCCACCAUGAGUUCGGAAAGUAAUUUCUCGUUGAAAUUCCGGCGCCCCUCCAGCAAAUUGCACAAGGAUCCCCCUAGCUUCAGUUCGCGCAUUCUUCGAAGUCAUCAAAGCGCCACCUCGCUCAAGCGUCACCCCUCUGCCCCCGUUUACCCGCGCUCCUCUCCCAGUGGCAGUCGCGAGCACGUCCGAUCGCGAUCCAACGCGGCGUUUGGCUCUUCAUCCUCCUCCCUCGAACAGCAUAGCCAACAUAGCCAGCAUAGUGCUGGCCCGUCCCCCGUCGUUGAUGAGGGGUCCUCGACCUAUUUCCCCAGUUUCUCCAGCUCCUCGCGCUCCCGGACUCGAAGCUCCAACCGCUUCUCCUAUAACGAACGCAGCUCGGAUGACAAUAAUUCCUCCUUUGAAACGCGGGGCAUGCUCAGUGCGCUAGAUGAGAAUAUCGCCGAACCCGAUCAUCUGCCCCAGCAUUAUCAACCGCACCCACAGCCUCCGACAUUGCGCUCCCAUCACACCAGUCCCGACGAUCCUCGCGGCCGCCAGACUCUCCGACAAUCGGCCAGCUUCACGGCCCUUCCGAAUCGGAUGAUGGACUCCUUUGCGCAUCGGGAGACGGAGCGAUCUCACCACGAUAAACGCUAUUCCGAUGAGGUUCAUAAUGGCAGCCCGGCCCCAACCCCUCCUCGGGCGGGAAGAAGCAAAAAAGCCAGCUUCUCCAGUUUCGUUAACAGCAUGCUCGGUUCGCCCCGCAACAUCAAGAUUUCGGCCCCGGAGAAUCCGGUGCAUGUAACGCAUGUGGGAUAUGAUAAUCAGACCGGCCAGUUCACCGGUCUGCCCAAGGAAUGGCAGCGGCUGCUGCAGGAGAACGGUAUCUCCAAGAAGGAACAGGAGGAGCACCCGCAGACAAUGGUGGAUAUUAUGCGAUUCUACGAAAAGAAUACGCGGGGGGAUGAUGACGAAGUAUGGCACAAGUUCGAUAACGCAUCAUACAAGCCCUCCACAACGACUCCAGCGACGGGAACAUCGCCCCCCGGUAGCCCCCGAUUCCCUCAGAAUCACGAAGGCAGCUUUGAAAACCCACGAUCGCCGCCUCCCAUUCCUCGUGGUCCUCCCGCAGUGUCGCCAGCUACCGCCAUGUCUCCACCUUUGGGUGGUCUGGUCCCGCAUCGUGCGCCUCCAAAGCCUCCGACCGGGAUGACCCCAUCCCGUCCACCACCACAACCUCCCGUAUCGCAAGCCUAUGGUGCUCCACCGCAGCGAGCGACUCAAGAUCCAUAUGGCGCAUCAUUUGCUGCACCACCCAUGCCCGACGCAGUGCCCACGACCUCCGGAUCGCCCAAGCCCAGUCGCUCCAACUCCCGCGCUGGUGUCCCGGCUCCAAAGCACAACGUGAUCGCUUCGCCGACACAAUACCAGCAGCAACAAGAGCAGGUGAUGGCAGCUGCCCAGCAGGCCAUUGCCUCGAAACAGCUCGAUCGGAGCACGAGUCAGCGCACGCAGCAGCAACCACCUCAACCACCACCCUUGGCUACGAAUAUCGGCCCCUCGUCCGCGGAUCCUUCGCCUGUUUCUGCUUCGCCCAACACCCGUGCUCCGCCCGCAGCUCGCCCACGGCAACGCCAGCAGCGUCAGAGCAAUAUUAUGGAUGUACGCCAUCGUCUGCUUCAGAUUUGCCAUCCCGGAGAUCCCACACAAUUAUAUCACAGCUUGAACAAGAUCGGCCAGGGUGCUUCCGGUGGUGUUUAUACAGCGUAUGAGACCGGUACCAACAACUGCGUGGCCAUCAAGCAGAUGAAUCUCGACCUCCAGCCGAAGAAGGAUCUAAUCAUCAACGAAAUCCUUGUGAUGAAGGAUAGCAAGCACAAGAACAUCGUCAACUUCUUGGAGAGCUUCUUGCACGGGCUGGAUUUGUGGGUUGUUAUGGAGUAUAUGGAGGGUGGCAGUUUGACGGAUGUGGUCACCUUCAACAUUAUGAGUGAAGGGCAGAUCGCCGCUGUCUGUCGCGAGACCUUGAGUGGCCUUCAGCAUCUGCAUUCCAAGGGUGUCAUUCAUCGUGACAUCAAAUCCGACAACAUCCUGCUCUCGUUGGAUGGUAACAUCAAGCUAACCGAUUUCGGUUUCUGUGCCCAGAUCAAUGACUCCCACAACAAGCGCAACACCAUGGUCGGAACCCCCUAUUGGAUGGCGCCCGAGGUCGUCACUCGUAAGGAGUACGGUCGCAAGGUCGACAUUUGGAGUUUGGGUAUCAUGGCCAUUGAGAUGAUUGAGGGCGAGCCGCCUUAUCUGACCGAAUCGCCACUUCGCGCUCUCUACUUAAUUGCCACGAACGGAACCCCCAAAAUUAAAGAUGAGCAUCAGCUGUCACACAUUUUCCGCGACUUCCUCCACUUGGCCCUGAAGGUCGACCCGGAGAAGCGUGCUUCUGCUCACGACUUGUUGAAGCAUCCCUUCAUGGGCCUGUGCUCUCCACUAUCUCACCUCGCUCCGCUGGUCAAGGCUGCGCGUAUCAGCCGCGCCCAAGAGAAAGCGCAGAAAGGUGGCGCUUAAACGACUAGAUUUCCCUUCCUUCUUCGAUGUCAAUGUUUCGGUUCCUCAUUUCCUUGAUAUUUCAUUACGUCUCCCUCUUCCCGUCUCGUUCAGAUACCCCGUCACUCCCGAUGUUCUUUUCUUCUAGAUUCCGGCAUGUCAAUAUAUUUCGCAUCACCAUGUCGUUGGAGUCCGUCUCUUUUUUUUUCUACUGAUCCUUCCAUUAUAUUCCCAUUCAAUUAUUCCAUUUUCAUAUCCACCCGCCUAUUUCCAUUUCCUUGUGACGAACAUUGUCCUUAUGCGAUGAAAAAAUAAAGAUCUACUCGAUCUUAUGCCUUUUUUUGUGACUUAUGGUCUCUGAAGGCUAGGGCGAAGCUGGGCUUUCUUUCUCUCUCUACUCUGUCCAUCUCAUUCUAUCUUCCGCCCUUUUUGUUGUGUUUCUACUCUUCCCUUCAACGGGGGUGUUUGUAGCAUUAUAUAGUUCUAUUCUCUGGCAUUUUGCCGUGCAAUCGGAGUAUAAUCUCUAGAAGGCGACCGAAAAGAGGGUUGAUUCUCGUCUAUUGCUUCCUCUGCUGCUUUUGCGUCAUAUGUCCUGAUCUCCUGGCUCUCUGCGGAGUGGGAUGAGAGUGCGCUUGGUUGCGCUUUUGGCGUUUUCGGAGGCUCGAUAUAUGUGGCCUUUAGCUCUGGGAAGACUUGUUCCUCACGUAUAGGUGUGAUCAUAUAUUAGGCCUUUUG
Molecule: messenger RNA, 3825 nt
Organism: Penicillium brasilianum
Lineage: Eukaryota; Fungi; Ascomycota; Eurotiomycetes; Eurotiales; Aspergillaceae
Source: the annotation of a GenBank genome assembly